This is a messenger RNA of Rattus norvegicus (Norway rat), 6743 nucleotides long. The record is from RefSeq and is a predicted model, not a curated record. Lineage: Eukaryota; Metazoa; Chordata; Mammalia; Rodentia; Muridae.
CCAGCUAAUGGGCUACGGGCCUCCCCGGGCCUCGCGGCUGGCGACUGUUGCCUAGGGACGGGCCGGGUUGGACGGGCCGGCGGUGGGUGGCCCGGGAAGCCGGACCCAGGUAGUGACAAGCGGUAGGGAGCGGAUCUGAGAGGCCAGUGACUCCAGGCGAGGCCUUUAGGCGACGGGAGACUCGGUGCCUGUGUCGUUCUGCUGCUGGGGAGAGUCCCCAGAGCCGGCGCAGGAGCUCGGGUUUCCGCCGUGGAGAUCUCGGUAUCCUUUUGGGAAAUUGGAUACUGCUCCGGGACUGCUGAGACAGCCCCCCUCGUUUCUGAAACUCGGUUCCGGUAGCUGGGGGUCACCAGCUAAGGCCCUGCACUCCGGACGCCCUUUUCUGUCGGUAGUUGUCUUUCUGGCCUGGACGGUUAUUGUGUGUGAGGUGGGUGGGGCAGAUAAGGUUUGAGAGAAUGAAGUCCCCGUCGGGGGCUCCUGUCCGCUUGUUUGUUUAAGCUACAGAGGAAGGUUUAGACAGAGAAAGCUUGCAGAAACUUCUGGGGAUUCACCUGGACGCAUUACCUGUGAUCAUUAAUUAAGGACACCAGUGUUUCCCUCUCCUAACUGGAUUGAUGAGACUCCAGACCAACGACUUAAAGUGAUUUGAUUGUAAAUUAUCAACUAGAGUUUUUUGCACAUCAAAACCAGGGAUUGUUUGUGUGGUGACACUUUUUAAAAAAAAAACUGUAUUUAAGUUUUCUGAGCCGGGCGCCUUAGUUCAGAAAAAAGCAAUUUAACAAAAAUGCUGUAAGUCAGUCAGCCAUUAUAAAACUCCAGCGUGUCUGGUGUUUGCUCGAAAGAUUUCCUUUUCGACUUUGAAGGCUUUCCCCCUCCUUAAUAAAGGUUGGAGGAGAAGGGGAUCGUGGUUAUGUAGAGGAAAGGAACCUAAUUGAAGAUAUGGACCUUUAUUCUGUUCAGAUAGAUCUUACGCACAUGUGAAGAUUAUUCACUUUGUCUGUAAGAGACGAUUGCAUAUGUAAUACAGGUGGGUUGUAAUUCCAUACAGUAGGACACUGCUCUACGAAUUCAUUCUAUAUGUGGGAAUUAUAUCAUGUUGAUAUAAUUGAAAUUUGUGAUUUAUCCUCUCAAGAAAAAAAAAUAGGGCCGUCAUACUAUGUUUUGAUCCUGUUCUGUAGGAGUUGAAAUUUGUUGUUCCUAUUAUGCCUUGUUAGCCAUCUCUUAGGAGGUCCUAUUGAUUUUCUUGAAUCUUCUUUCUCUUCAUCUUCAGCAUUACCUUCUUGUUCCAGCCACACUGGUCUCUUGCAUCUAGGGUGCUUAAUUCCCGUAGUUUCUAUGCUAGAGUUGACAUUUUCAAAAUAGAGAUCUGAUCACGAUUGCCUCUUCUCAGUUGUGUUGGAGUAACUGAAAUUCUUUCUUUGUUGUUGUUGAUUUGUUUUGUUCUGCUUUGCUUCUGUGACACAAGGUUUCCCUGUGUAAGCCUUGGCUGUCCUGGAACUCCCUUUGUAGACCAGGCUGGCCUUGAACUCGCAAAGGCCUCUGCCUCCCUGCCAAUGCCCAGCCUCACUCCUGCACAACUGUUUCCCCCCGUAUGUUCGUCUAGCUUCAUGUCUACAGUACCUUUGGCAGUCUUCUUCUUCCCUGUCACUGUGUCCACCGUCUGUUUUCCUGUUCCUCCUCCAGGCACAUGGCUAUUGGUUAUACUUCCUGGAAGUGUCCACAAGAGCCCGGAAAUGUUCUUUUUCCAAACUCCCGGUUAAUGCCUGUUUAUCAUUCAGUCCACUUCAAAUAGUCUUUGAUCGGUAUAGAUCCCCCUUAUUAAGUGUUCUCAGGACACCACUGCAGCUCCCAUAGUCAUGUUUCUCACCUCCUGAUACCGUGUACCUGUUUGUUAACUGAGUGUAUUCACUGAGAGCUUACUAAAUGCACCAGAAAUGGACUGUGUUCUAGAUGUAUCAUCGUCUUUAAUUCCUAUAACAGUCAACUAGGAGGUAUUGGUGACCCCCCACCCCUAUCAUAGAUGAGGAGUUAGACGAGUGUGUGAGUUGGAUUCUCUAAUACAGAAUCAGUAUAUAUUAGACGAGGAUUAUUAGGUUGCCUUCCAUCAUAGGCUGAGGCGGUCCAGCAUUGGCCAUCUGCAUGCUGGAGAGGCCAACCUGGUUACUGUGGAAGACUUUGGGUAUUCGUGGAGGACUGCUUGUCUUCAGUCCACACUGGAAGGCGGAAGAAACUGGGUUCUGCUGUCAGCAAGGAUGGCGUAGUGCUUGAAUAGGUUUGGUCCCCAUGGACUCGUAUGUUUGAAUGCUUGGCCCACAGGGAGUGACACUGCUGGGAGGCGUGGCCUUGUUAGAAUAGCUGUGGCCUUGUUGGAGAAAGUAUGUCACUGUGUGGGUGGGCUUUGAGGGCUCCUAAUGCUCAAGCUCUGCCCAGUGCAGAAGGAGUCAUUCUCCUUCUGGCUGCCUUUGGAUCAAGAUGUAGAACACUGAGCUCCUUCUGGAUUACCAUGUCUGCCUGGACACUGCCACGCUUCCUGCCAUGAUGAUAAUGGACUGAACCUUUGAAACUGUGACUUGAACUACCAAGUACUGCAGCCAUGGAGUCCAUGCUCAAUAAACUGAAGAGUACUGUUACAAAAGUAACAGCCGAUGUCACCAGCGCGGUUAUGGGAAACCCUGUCACUAGAGAAUUUGAUGUUGGGCGACACAUUGCCAGUGGUGGCAAUGGGUUGGCCUGGAAGAUUUUUAAUGGGACAAAGAAGUCAACCAAACAGGAAGUGGCUGUUUUUGUCUUUGAUAAAAAGCUGAUUGACAAAUAUCAAAAAUUUGAAAAGGAUCAAAUCAUCGAUUCUUUAAAACGUGGAGUCCAACAGCUAACCCGGCUACGACACCCUCGACUUCUUACUGUCCAGCAUCCUUUAGAAGAGUCAAGGGAUUGCUUGGCAUUUUGUACAGAACCAGUUUUUGCCAGUUUAGCCAAUGUUCUUGGUAACUGGGAAAAUCUACCCUCUUCAAUAUCUCCAGACAUCAAGGAUUAUAAACUUUAUGAUGUAGAAACUAAGUAUGGUUUGCUUCAGGUUUCUGAAGGAUUGUCAUUUUUGCAUAGCAGUGUAAAAAUGGUUCAUGGAAAUGUUACUCCUGAAAAUAUAAUUUUGAAUAAAAGUGGAGCCUGGAAAAUAAUGGGUUUUGACUUUUGUGUGUCGUCGAGCAAUCCUUCUGAACAAGAGCCCAAGUUUCCUUGUAAGGAGUGGGAUCCAAACUUACCAUCAUUGUGUCUUCCAAAUCCUGAGUACUUGGCUCCUGAGUAUAUCCUGUCGGUGAGCUGUGAGACAGCCAGUGACAUGUACUCCUUAGGAGCUGUUAUGUAUGCUGUGUUUAAUAAAGGGAGACCUAUAUUUGAAGUCAACAAGCAGGAUAUUUACAAGAGUUUCAGUAGACAACUGGAUCAGUUGAGUCGUUUAGGAUCUAGUUCACUCACAAGCAUACCCGAGGAAGUUCGUGAACAUGUCAAACUGUUGUUAAAUGUAACUCCGACUGUAAGACCCGAUGCAGAUCAAAUGACAAAAAUUCCCUUCUUUGAUGAUGUUGGUGCAGUAACUCUUCAAUAUUUUGAUACCUUAUUCCAAAGAGAUAAUCUCCAGAAAUCACAGUUCUUCAAAGGAUUGCCAAAGGUUCUACCAAAGCUGCCCAAGCGUGUCAUUGUGCAGAGAAUUUUACCCUGUUUGACCUCAGAAUUUGUAAAUCCUGACAUGGUACCUUUUGUUCUACCGAAUGUUUUGCUGAUCGCUGAGGAGUGCACCAAAGAAGAAUAUAUCAAAUUAAUUCUACCUGAACUUGGUCCUGUGUUCAAACAGCAGGAGCCAAUCCAGGCUAGCAACAUGAUUUUGUUAAUUUUUCUACAAAAAAUGGAUUUGCUGCUAACCAAAACCCCUCCGGAUGAGAUAAAGAACAGCGUCCUGCCAAUGGUCUACAGAGCUCUGGAGGCUCCUUCAAUUCAGAUCCAGGAGCUCUGUCUAAACAUCAUUCCAACUUUUGCAAAUCUUAUAGACUACCCGUCCAUGAAAAACGCUUUGAUUCCAAGAAUUAAAAAUGCCUGUUUACAAACGUCUUCCCUUGCUGUUCGUGUGAACUCAUUAGUGUGUUUAGGGAAGAUCCUGGAGUACUUGGAUAAGUGGUUUGUACUUGAUGAUAUCCUGCCCUUCUUACAGCAGAUUCCCUCCAAGGAACCUGCAGUCCUCAUGGGGAUUUUAGGUAUUUAUAAAUGUACUUUUACUCAUAAAAAGUUGGGAAUCACCAAAGAGCAGCUGGCUGGAAAGGUACUGCCUCAUCUCAUCCCCCUGAGCAUUGAAAACAACCUCAACCUCAACCAGUUCAGCUCCUUCAUUGCUGUCAUAAAGGAGAUGCUGAGCCGACUGGAGUCUGAGCACAGGACUAAGCUGGAGCAGCUUCACAUAAUGCAGGAGCAGCAGAGGUCUUUGGACAUAGGGAAUCAAAUGAGCACUUCUGAGGAGACAAAAGUCACACCUUCUGGAACUCAGCAGAUUGAUAAAGUCUUUAACAACAUUGGUGCAGACCUUCUAAGUGGCGGUGAAUCAGAAAAUAGAGAAGACGGGCUGCAGGGUAAACAGAAAAGAGGGUCACUAACACUUGAAGAGAAACAGAAAUUAGCGAAAGAACAGGAGCAGGCACAGAAGCUGAAGAGCCAGCAGCCUCUUAAGCCCCAAGUCCACACGCCCAUCGCUCCUGUCAAACAGACUAAGGACUUGACAGACACAUUGAUGGAGAACAUGUCGUCUUUGACCAGCCUUUCCGUUAGCACUCCUAAGAUUUCUGCUUCAAGCACCUUCACCUCAGUUCCCUCCACAGGCCUCAGCAUGAUGUUUUCUACACCAAUUGAUAAUACAAAGAGAAAUUUGACAAAUGGCCUAAAUGCCAACAUGGGCUUUCAGACUUCAGGGUUCAACAUGCCAGUCAAUCCAAACCAGAACUUCUUCAGUGGUACGAGCACAGCUGGUGUGACCACCAUGACUCUGGGAGCACCUCCUACCAUGUCAAACUUCAGCCCUUUGAGUAUUCCUCCUGCUAGUGUGAAGCAGACUCAACAGAGACCACCUGAUAUGUCUGCCCUUAAUAAUCUCUUUGGCCCUCAGAAACCCAAAGUCAGCAUGAACCAGCUGUCCCAACAGAAACCAAAUCAGUGGCUGAAUCAGUUUGUACCUCCUCAAGGUUCUCCAGGCAUGGGCAGUGCAGCCAUGGGCACACAGGUGAAUGUGAUGGGACAGGCUGCCUUUGGUAUGCAGGGCAACCCUUUCUUCAACCCACAGAGCUUCGCACAGCCACCACCAACUACUAUGACCAGUAGCAGCUCAGCUAGCAAUGAUUUGAAAGAUCUUUUCGGGUGAGGUGUCUCUCGCUGCCUUUUGGAGGGUCACUGCAGUUUCAAUCAUGGGAAAGCUGACUUACGUCAGUGUGAGGCUGUCUUGAAGAAACUGCUUCUGUGGGAGAUGGAUUGUUUCUGUGACAGAAAACUCCUGCUUCCAUGCCAGCCAGCGUAGGAGUUGUGUGCAUCCUAACAAGUGGAAGCUUUUAAAGCAUGGAGGAUUUUCUCCCUAUUACAAACUCCUCUUCAGGUUUUUAAAGAUCCAGUCCUUACUAGUCUCAAAGUGCAAAAGGACAGCUGAAUUAUCCUGAAUAGCAGUUUUUAAAUCAGAUGUUUUAUUUUGGCUUGUAAAUCUUCUUGUUAUUAAAAACCUUGAGUUGAUGGUAACUGGAAGUCCCCUUGGUAUCUACCUUCAUAUUCACUUGUCUUCAUUGAAAGGGAAGAGUCUUGAUGCUGUGCUAAUGUGUGUGCAUUUGUAAGAUAGUGGGCGACAACACAGAAAGGAUUGGGUCAUUAUUCGCUUUUCUAGUCUUAUUUUUCAAAGAAAUGUAUGCUUAAUAAAAGCACAGCAAAAUGCUGCAAAAUUUAACUUAUAUUAAUUUCAUUGGUUUAAAAAACAUUAACCAUUCUAAAUGCAAACUAAUCAUUGUAAGUUAUAUUUUAGCAUGAUCUGCCUCAAAUAGCAAUGUAUUUUUCUGCCUUUACUUGAAUAUAUUUAGGCUCACUUUCUUCCCUGUUGUAUCACAGAGGAGCUAUGUACCGAUUUGUACAGAAAACAGACAGAGCACUCGGACACGAUUUUCUCAACUACUGCCUUCAUACUUGAUUUUCAGUUCAAACUUCUGAGGAUGCGGCAUAUAUGAAUUACAUUUUCGAAAGGAGAUUUGUUAAAAAUUUAGUUAAGCUAUAUUUAAUGAGUAACUUUUGAGAUUUCUGCCAUAUUGUUUCAAUAUAGUAAAGUCUAAAAAUGAGCAAGCCAUUGGCUACCAUCAGGUUCGAUGUUAGCUUGCCGUGAUGCCUGACCUCGCUAGUUACUACUACAGUUGAAUUCUUUUCUAGACGUCCCAGAAACUUUGUUUGGACAUUUAGUGUCUGUAAUCAGCCACUGUUAGGAAGGAAGGAGUCAAUUCUAAUAGGCCACACCUCACUUUUUGGAACCGUUCUGAUGUCUGUCGUUAACUUGCUGAUUCUACCACAGAGCCUUAUGCUAUAGACGUCAUUUGUAUUUUUAAAAAGUAUACUCCACUGUUAUGUGAUAAUUAUAAAACUCCUAAAAAAACUCUGUAUGUAUUAUAGUUGCUGCCAUACAGUUUGUGGUUUUUAAUUAUCUGGAACCAGCAAUCCUUAAAUAAAUCAUAUGAAGUUUA